AUAUACUAUCGCUCAUAGUAUUCUCUCAUUCUUCCCCUAAGCACGCACACAGCAGCACAGGUCUACAUCAACAUCGGUAGCUCACAUUCCCUCCCACGGCUGCACUAGCGCCUUCAAUUCUAUCGUAUAGCUUCAUUCUUCACUGGUGAACAAGGCAGUAGCUAUAGCAGAUCGAUCUCCAUGGACAUGGACAUGAGCUCAGCUUAUCCCCACCAUUGGCUCUCCUUCUCCCUCUCCAACAACUACCACCAUGGCCUACUCGAAGCCUUCUCUAACUCCUCCGGUACUCCUCUUGUAGGAGACGAGCAGGGCGCAGUGGAGGAGUCCCCGAGGACGGUGGAGGACUUCCUCGGCGGCGUCGGUGGCGCCGGCGCCCCGCCGCAGCCGGCGGCGGCUGCAGAUCAGGAUCACCAGCUUGUGUGCGGCGAGCUGGGCAGCAUCACAGCCAGGUUCUUGCGCCACUACCCGGCGGCGCCAGCUGGGACGACGGUGGAGAACCCCGGCGCGGUGACCGUGGCGGCCAUGUCGUCGACGGACGUGGCCGGGGCGGAGUCCGACCAGGCGAGGCGGCCCGCCGAGACGUUCGGCCAGCGCACAUCCAUCUACCGUGGCGUCACCAGGCACCGGUGGACGGGGAGAUAUGAGGCGCACCUGUGGGACAACAGCUGCCGCCGGGAGGGCCAAAGCCGCAAAGGACGGCAAGUCUACCUAGGAGGCUAUGACAAGGAGGAGAAGGCGGCUAGAGCUUACGACCUCGCCGCGCUCAAGUACUGGGGGCCUACAACCACGACCAACUUCCCGGUGUCCAACUACGAGAAGGAGCUGGAGGAGAUGAAGUCCAUGACGCGGCAGGAGUUCAUCGCGUCGUUGCGCAGGAAGAGCAGCGGCUUCUCACGAGGCGCCUCCAUCUACAGAGGAGUCACAAGGCAUCAUCAGCACGGCCGGUGGCAGGCGAGGAUCGGCAGGGUGGCCGGAAACAAGGACCUGUACUUGGGCACUUUCAGUACUCAGGAAGAGGCGGCGGAGGCGUACGACAUCGCUGCGAUCAAGUUCCGCGGGCUCAACGCCGUCACCAACUUUGACAUGAGCCGCUACGACGUGGAGAGCAUCCUCAGCAGCGACCUCCCCGUCGGGGGCGGAGCUAGCGGUCGCGCCCCCGCCAAGUUCCCGUUGGACUCGCUGCAGCCGGGGAGCGCUGCCGCCAUGAUGCUCGCCGGGGCUGCUGCCGCUUCGCAGGCCACCAUGCCGCCGUCCGAGAAGGACUACUGGUCUCUGCUCGCCCUGCACUACCAGCAGCAGCAGGAGCAGGAGCGGCAGUUCCCGGCUUCUGCUUACGAGGCUUACGGCUCCGGCGGCGUGAACGUGGACUUCACGAUGGGCACCAGUAGCGGCAACAACAACAACAACACCGGCAGCGGCGUCAUGUGGGGCGCCACCACUGGUGCAGUAGUAGUGGGACAGCAAGACAGCAGCGGCAAGCAGGGCAACGGCUAUGCCAGCAACAUUCCUUAUGCUGCUGCUGCUAUGGUUUCUGGAUCUGCUGGCUACGAGGGCUCCACCGGCGACAAUGGAACCUGGGUUACUACGACUACCAGCAGCAACACCGGCACGGCUCCCCACUACUACAACUAUCUCUUCGGGAUGGAGUAGGUGCAUGCGCUGACAAGCUAGCUAGCUGAAAUCAGGUGGUAGGCCUAGGAAGAAGCUAGGACUGACAUGGAACUGAUCACAAUUUUGGCUGCUACAUAUACCAUGCAUGCCCCAUGUAUGGAUGGGGGUGCGUGUGCGUCCUUCUGCUUGCUAUUCACGACACUUGCUGACUUACUGUGGCAGAGCCGCAGAGGGCUGGUGUACCAUCAGCAUUUCUAAAUUCUAAUUAUCAAGCUCGUUUCAAGCUGUAUUUUGGUAAAAAAAACAGUGUGUGCACUCCAGAAUUAUCGUAUCAGCAUUCAUGAAUGAAAAGCAUUUGCAAUUUGCCGGCUGAA
Molecule: messenger RNA, 1985 nt
Organism: Zea mays
Lineage: Eukaryota; Viridiplantae; Streptophyta; Magnoliopsida; Poales; Poaceae
Exons: 9
Coding region: 181-1650 (489 amino acids)
Biological process (GO): regulation of DNA-templated transcription
Molecular function (GO): DNA binding; DNA-binding transcription factor activity
Source: RefSeq, a predicted model, not a curated record